Molecule: messenger RNA, 1026 nt
Organism: Dovyalis caffra
Lineage: Eukaryota; Viridiplantae; Streptophyta; Magnoliopsida; Malpighiales; Salicaceae
Source: the annotation of a GenBank genome assembly
AUGAACAAUAUGGGAUUGGGAAACGUUGAGACUUCGUCGACGUCGUUGAUGACGGAUUUCCUCCAAAAAUGUGGUGGCUAUGCUGUUGUUGACGGCGGCUUCGCCACUGAACUCGAACGGCAUGGUGCUGACCUCGAUGACCCUCUCUGGAGUGCCAAAUGUCUCAUCAGUUCUCCUCACCUCGUUAGAAGGGUUCACCUGGAUUAUCUUGAUGCUGGAGCAAACAUCGUAAUAACAGCAUCUUAUCAGGCUACUAUUCAGGGUUUUGUGGCAAAAGGCUUGUCUGAAGAAGAAGCUGAAUCAUUGCUGAGGAGAAGUGUUGAAAUUGCAUGUGAGGCAAGGGAAAUUUACUAUGACAAAUGUACCAAAGGUUGUUGGGAUUACAUUGAAAGUGGAAAUAUCUCGAGACGUCCUGUUUUAGUUGCUGGUUCCAUUGGCAGCUAUGGUGCCUAUUUGGCUGAUGGCUCUGAGUAUAGUGGCAAAUAUGGUGAUGCAGUUUCUCUAGAAACAUUGAAGGAUUUUCAUAGGAGAAGGUUACAGAUUCUAGCCAAAUCAGGUGCUGACCUGAUUGCAUUUGAGACAAUUCCAAAUAAGCUUGAGGCAAAGGCUUAUGCUGAGCUUCUUGAGGAGGAAGAGAUAAAUAUUCCAGCAUGGUUCUCUUUUAAUUCCAAGGAUGGAAUUAAUGUGGUCAGUGGUGAUUCUAUCCUUGAGUGUGCUUCCAUUGCAGAUUCAUGCAAACAAGUUGUUGCUGUUGGAAUCAACUGUACCCCUCCUAGAUUUAUCCACGGACUUGUUCUCUCCAUCCGAAAGGCAACAAGUAAGCCAGUAGUCAUAUAUCCAAACAGCGGCGAGACAUACAAUGCUGAGCUCAAGCAGUGGAUGAAAUCAAGUGGAGUGGUAGAUGAAGACUUUGUUUCAUACGUAGGCAAGUGGCGUGAAGCCGGAGCUUCUCUAUUUGGAGGCUGCUGCAGGACUACCCCAAAUACUAUCAGAGCUAUAGGCAGGGUUCUCUCCAAAAAUCCUUGA